CGUGCGAAAACUAGAAGCACCGAUACGAUUUGUGAGGAUUUACCAGUAAGACCGUCGAAAAAUCCACCAAAAAAGAAAAAGGGAAAGAAAUGAUUUUUCUAUUUGUUUACUUUCAUCGCUUGUGCUUUGUUUACGCGUUAUACUUCUCCGCAACGACUCAUGUUUCAUGAAACAUAGAAUCAACCUUAUUUCAAACAUUUUGUGCAGUAGUAUGAACCUUUAUGCUUAGUCCUGAAACCUUCUCCAUGGUCUGUACGUUUGUUAUUAGGAGGAGGAAGGUUAAGGAGCUCGAUCAAGAAUCUAAAGGCAGGACAAGAUCCAAUUACGGGUUCCGGUAAACACCAAGCACAGGCACAUUGGAAGCACGGACACCUUGAAAAACUUUAGCGUGGAAACGUUCGUAAAAAUGAAAAUUAAUGAAUUUUGAUUGGUAAACGUAAGCAUGGACCGCGUCUUUAUUUUAUUAGCGAUUAAUGCGCUUUUACGUUGCUCUUCCUCUGACUUCCCACCAUCCUCUUACGUGGCAAAAGCGUGAGUAUGGAUUGCUGGAUGGGACCACCGACAAGGCAACAAGACAAAGACAGACAUUGAACUGUGGAAUGGAGGCAGCAGCGUUUGUAGAGAAAUGCAAAGGAGUGAUGUCAUUAUCUUGGUUUAUCGGAUCCGACUUUUUCUUUCUUAUGCUUUAUACGGGAGUGCAAUGGAAUCCGAAGAGGAACGGAAACAUGAAAAAUAAUCCAUGGGUUCCUUGGGUGAUGAAAUAAAAAACGGAAAACUUAUCUAUAGUAAGUGAUGCUUCUUUGGUAUAGUAAUCUGAUGUUCCUAUUUCCAAGCUUUCAAUCCUGUACUUAGAAAGCACCGUAAAUAAAUAUAAAUAUAAAUAUCCGUAUUUUGUUUUACAUAUUGGAACCAGAAAUUUCUUAGGGCACAAAAGAAAAGCAUGUCGUUGAUUCUCGAUGCAACAUCUACCCUGUGAAUGAUUCGUGAAUCCUUUGUGGAUCCUUUGCUGCUCUUGACUAAAGAAUUGCAAGAGCACCACCACAAGUGGCCUAUGACUUCUUCUUAGCAAUAGAUGAUCUGCAUUGAUGGCCUUGAUCAGAUAACCGCUUCCAUUGAUUGGAGCAUGACGCAAAACCC
This is a messenger RNA of Schizosaccharomyces cryophilus OY26, 1137 nucleotides long. RefSeq lists its product as uncharacterized. Bases 474 to 764 code for a protein of 96 amino acids. Lineage: Eukaryota; Fungi; Ascomycota; Schizosaccharomycetes; Schizosaccharomycetales; Schizosaccharomycetaceae. The transcript has a single exon. The record is from RefSeq and is a predicted model, not a curated record.